GCAGGAGGAAGCGCAGCCGGGGCAGAGCGGCCCCGCAGCGGCCGGAGCAGCGCGCUCGGGGGUGGGUGACGUGGCCACGUGUGCUGACGAGGUGCAGGGAGAUGGAUCGUGGAGUCACCGUGGAGAACCCCUACGCUAGCGUCAACAUCCCACGGGAACAGUUCAAGCAAAGUUUCAUCACUCGCUACCUGGGAGAUGAGCCCACCGUCAUCGCCAACCCCGCAGCCGUGCCCUCCUAUGGCGUGGAGGAGCAGAGAGACCCUGCUAAUGGCUGGAACAGCCCAACCAUCUCCACGGGCAAGUCCUGGGCCCGUCCCUACAACCCCUACGCCAGCAUGAGGAUGCCCAAUGGGGACUCAUCUUCCUCUUUCUACACCGUGACCCUGGACAAGCCACCCAAGGGCCAGGAGCAGGGGGCUGGCAGGCAGUGUGGCUGCUGCAGGUGCUGCUCCUGCUGCCCAAAGUGCUGCUGUGUCAUCUCCUAAGGGCCCUCUCUGCACACAUGGGAUGUGCUGACCAUGGGAUGGAGCCAGGUGAUCCCACAGGGACAUGGCUGCUGGCCUGAGCACCCUGAGAAGCUGCCCUGGCACCUGGCAGAGCUGGCACUGUCUGGACUGCUUUUUACCUGUGAACUCUGCAGCCAGAUAUGUUGGUGAUGGGCGCCUGCCUGCCAGGUGGGCCACGGAGCCCUGAGGAUGACGAGUGCCAGGGCAGAUGUCACCAAGAAGUGAACACACUGUGAGCCUGCAGUCCUGCACAGAGCUCCUGCCAGUCUCACCGUGCUGGAAAACUCCACCCUGGGAAGGUGCAGGCAGUGUCCCUCUGCUCGUGGGUCGGUUUGGAUGCUGGCAGCCCUGUGUGCUGGCAGAGGAGGACAUCAUCGUCAUUGUCUUGGGGCAGUGGAGAGGAGCCAGGGACAAGCCUCCAGCUGGAACAGCGACCCAGAAAUUAGUUGUCCUUUCUCCCACAGCAUCAUGGGGAUGCCGCUGGCACCUUGCACUGGACUGCAUCUGGGUCCUGCUCCUCUUCACCACCCCACGCAUGGGAUAGAGGGACGGAAACAGGAAAGACAGCCAAAGCAUGGCAGAGCGCUGGGCAGCGCUACAGGGCAGCACCUCAUGGCACAGCAUGGACGUGGACAUUAACACCUCGGUGCCAGGAAACCCCCAGCACCAUUCUGUUCCUCCUGCCAGGCUUGUGGGGCGCUGGGCACAACCUCUUGUCCCAUCUGCAUCCCAGAGAUGGGUCCGGUGCAGAGGGCUGGCCCAGCUCCAGCGGCUGGGCAGCACUGGGACACCUUGCUGGGGACGCAGAGGCCCAGCAUCAGCCCUUUGGAGCUCCCUGGGCUUGGAGCAAGGCGGGAGGAGCCUGCUGGCUCUUCCCAGUGUGCUGAGGCGCCUCCAGGCUGGGCUUUCGGCUGGGGCUGCUGCCAUGGACCUGGAACAAGCCUGCUGUUGUGCUGGUGUCCCGCCGUGGUGUUGACGUCCCAGGGACAGCAGCUCUGCCAGGCGGCAGCUGCUCCGUGGCUGCUGUAGAACUGCCUGCUCUGCGGGGGCCGGGGCUUGGGAGGAGUGCCUGUGUUUGCAGAUGACUUCAGGGUGCUGCAAAUAAAAUUACAGCCCUCUCCUGGCCCUCCAA
Messenger RNA from Hirundo rustica (Barn swallow), 1638 nucleotides. RefSeq names its product cysteine rich tail 1 (gene CYSRT1). The transcript has 2 exons. The coding region runs from base 102 to 485 and encodes 127 amino acids. Lineage: Eukaryota; Metazoa; Chordata; Aves; Passeriformes; Hirundinidae. The record is from RefSeq and is a predicted model, not a curated record.